AUGGUAUUUGAAUGUGAUAUCUGGUCAUCUGAUGUACCUGAGGAUGAAAUUGUGUUGUUUUACAGCAUCUUGAAUGCUUACAUCAAAUGGUGCCACAGCAAUCCUCAACAACUCAUCAACAAAGGCUUGUUCCCAAGCGGCUUGGAAAAGAUUUGGUUUUGCAUUAUAUGUCAUCUAGGCUAUCUAUUCUUGGUUUGUCUACUGCUUUCAAGACUUCAAUUUAGAACUAUAUUCACUAAACAGUUUCAAGAAAGUGACACUGAUGUUGAAAAGAAUGUGGAAAUGGGAGAAGUUAUAAGAAAAAAAAUACAGCAACAAGGCCCAUGCUCAAUGUGUGGUAGGAACAAAGACAAAAAAUCAAGAACUCUUCGUAAAAAUUGCGCCUCAUUUGUUUGUGCUGAUCAUCUUGUGACACUGUACAAGCAUUGCAAAGAAUGA
Molecule: messenger RNA, 438 nt
Organism: Helobdella robusta
Lineage: Eukaryota; Metazoa; Annelida; Clitellata; Rhynchobdellida; Glossiphoniidae
Exons: 2
Coding region: 1-438 (145 amino acids)
Source: RefSeq, a predicted model, not a curated record